AUGUCCGAACAAGCCAAGAAGGCGAGAUGCAGUCUUAAGGCUGACUCAUUGCACAUUGGAGGUGCAAAGAGCGUUAGAAUAAUUACAAGAGAGAUGAAAAAAGAAAUGGGGCUCACUCCCCUUGUACCAGAGGUUUUCAAGAAGACACAUGUGAAAAGGAAAGAAAAUGAGUCAGAUCUAGAUGUGUGGGUGGAGAAAAGGACCGAACAAACUUUUUACGUGAAUGAGAAUCUAGAUAGUUCGGCCCAAAUGACACCUGAACUGUCCAGUCAAAUUUGGACAGAAAAAGUGGUAGGGGGAACACACAAUGGUAGAUUCUAUGGUCGAGGCUCUCGAAAUAAUGUACAACGACUCUUGUCAGGCUUAGAAGGUAUUGGAUCGUCACGUCAAGCCGAGGCAAUUGACGGUGUUUUGAUCGCUGCUAUGUCGACACAGAUAGAAAAACUAACAGCAACACUGCAAGAGUCUGAGCGAAAAAGAGUUGCUGAACAAGAAAGCAUGAGUACGACAAUUAAGCAAAUCAAGGAACAAGUGUUGAACCUCGCUCGCCGACCUACAUCUACAUCGUCCCCUAUCGAGGGCACUGACGAUGACCGUGAGGAUGAUGAUGAUUAUAUAGAUUGCACUCCUUGA
This is a messenger RNA of Solanum stenotomum, 633 nucleotides long. RefSeq lists its product as uncharacterized. Bases 1 to 633 code for a protein of 210 amino acids. NCBI's taxonomy places the organism in Eukaryota, Viridiplantae, Streptophyta, Magnoliopsida, Solanales, Solanaceae. The transcript has 3 exons. The record is from RefSeq and is a predicted model, not a curated record.